Exophiala xenobiotica is the source of this 498-nucleotide messenger RNA. RefSeq lists its product as uncharacterized. The record is from RefSeq and is a predicted model, not a curated record. Lineage: Eukaryota; Fungi; Ascomycota; Eurotiomycetes; Chaetothyriales; Herpotrichiellaceae. Bases 127 to 498 code for a protein of 123 amino acids. Gene Ontology annotation, molecular function: aldehyde dehydrogenase (NAD+) activity. The transcript is spliced from 2 exons.
UUCGCUUCGUUUGUCGAGACGCAAUUGUUACGCCUGUCGAAAGUGGCUUCUCAAUGCGCUCAAAGUGGUCAGCGUGUGGAUUCAGCAGGAACCACCGAGCCAGUCAGUGGCAAAGCUCAAUUCUCAAUGGAAGGAGACCCUUUGGACCCAAUUACUACGUACGGGCCACAGACAGACAAAGCCCAGUACGACAACAUUUGUAAAUUCCUACGGAAGGCUAGAGAAGACUGUGUCAAUUUCCUGUUGGGAGGUCCACCGAUGGCGCAGGAAGACGGCGGGCUCUUAGUGCCUCCUACGCUCGCCCACAACCCUCCAGAGGAUAAUGAUCUCAUGAAAGAGGGAGUGUUUGGUGCCGUCUCGUGCGUGGUCACAUUUACGGAUGAAGAGGAUGUUAUCCGGCGAGCGAACGGCACUGUAUACAGUCUUUAUGCCAGUGUUUUCACCCCCGACAUCAACCGCGCGUUACGUGUCGCAAAGACUUUCGAGGCCGGACAGUAG